AAUCUACUUCUCUUGCAGCACAGCUAGCAGUGGAUAUGAUAAUGAAUGAGUAGCUGCUCCGAGUAAUGUGGUCUUGCCCGGCACACGACUCUCAAGUAAUUAAUGAGUCGAUUACUCGAGAAUAUGCAUGAAUUUACUGCGUCUUCUAUAUGAGAUUAAGGGAUAUCAUUAAGUCUCGUCUUCAUUUACAACUCAUGGAGUGGUGGCAACUAGUAAAUGAUCUCGUUUUGAGACCAUUUUGAACGCCGAACUGUGCUUAGUGGAGCACAGCAUAAAAACAAGAAGCCUAGUUCGUCAAACACCAACGCCUUCCCCCUAGCCAACCUUUGAUACAGCGACUUCUCUCGCUGUGUUGAAGUCAUUCCUGCCCAUUCUAUUCUUAGAUCCCUCUCCCUUUCUCAUACAACCUGUCUUCCACACCGUCCUCGUUGUCAUCUCUCACGAUGAACAGUGAAAUCUAUGGCCGACGCAUCUCUCUCCUCCUUUCCUUUUGAAUCCGACAGACAAUGUGUGUUCUUUCUCUCUUUCUCUCUCACUAUAUAUACAAUCAAUUAGUUCACUGAGAUUGGUAUAAUCCUCUCGACUGACAUGGGGAUCUGCAAGUCGUGCGAUGCGACGGGAGUGGCGGAGCCGGCGACGGCAAAGCUGGUGCUACAGGACGGGAAGCUACAGGAGUUUGAAAGGCCGGUGAAGGUGUCCCACCUGCUACAGAAGGACCCGACGUGCUUCGUGUGUGACUCCGACGGCAUGGUGUUCGACGGGUUAGUGAUGGCCGUGGAUGCCGACGACGAGCUGCAGCCGGGGCAGCUCUACUUCCUCCUCCCUGUCUCCAUGCUCCGGCGACCUCUCCACGCGGAAGAGAUGGCGGCGCUCGCAGUGAAGGCUAGCGCCGCCCUCGGGGCCGCUCGUGGUGCCUGCAGCCGCCACAGUAGAUCUGUGGCUCCUCUAACCUUCCACCCGGCAAUGCCCGCGGCUGCCGGCGGCGGUGCAAGUGGGAUGAUGGGAGGAGGGAAGAGUAGAGUAAAUUGUAAGAGGAGAGGUGGCAAGGGACGGGAUUUUGCGUCCAAGUUGAGUGCGAUCUCAGAGUAGAAGACAUGUACCGCAGCGAAAGAGAUUGAACAUGAACAUGAGACUACACAAACAGAGCAUGCACGAGUGUUAGCAGUCAUAUAACAUCUAGUCGAUGGGGCUUAUGUGACAUCCGAUUACAGAGUAUCCGAACCUGAUUCAUGGGAAUGGGA
Musa acuminata AAA Group (dessert banana) is the source of this 1241-nucleotide messenger RNA. RefSeq lists its product as uncharacterized. The transcript has a single exon. The coding region runs from base 589 to 1089 and encodes 166 amino acids. The record is from RefSeq and is a predicted model, not a curated record. NCBI's taxonomy places the organism in Eukaryota, Viridiplantae, Streptophyta, Magnoliopsida, Zingiberales, Musaceae.